This is a messenger RNA of Mesorhabditis spiculigera, 1080 nucleotides long. Lineage: Eukaryota; Metazoa; Nematoda; Chromadorea; Rhabditida; Rhabditidae. The record is from the annotation of a GenBank genome assembly.
AUGCACAACAUCCUCAUCCAGUCCCUCCUCGCCUUGGCGAUGUUCGUCACCACGGCGGCCGCCGGGCUGGUCCCGUUGAAGCUAUUCCGAUGGCUUGAGGGGAAGCCGGGUGAGGCAAAGAGCGGAAACGGUGGUCGCUGGAUGUCACUUCUCUCAUGUUUUUCUGGUGGCGUCUUCAUGGCCACAUGUUUUCUCGAUAUUGUCCCGCAUAUUGGCGAAAACUACAGCGCGCUCCUCGAGGCGACAAAAUGGGAGCCGGCGCUCCCGUUGCCCCAAUUUUUCACGUGCAUCGGUUUCUUCCUCGUCUACUUCAUCGAGCAGCUGUGUAUGAGGAUAUUCGCCAUGAAAGGCCACGGCCAUUCCCAUGGCGCCCUUCCGCAUCAAGACGAAAUUACGCCCCCGACUCAGUCGAAAAAUGGCAAAAACAACGAUCGCCGUCAUUUGUCGGAGUCCGGAAAUGGGAAUGUCAUGUCUGAGCAUGAGGGCCGGGCGAUGCUUGAUGAUCGACCGCUGAAGCACCACCGCUCCCACCAAUCCCUCCAUGAGCUAGUUAUGGAGGAAUCGGUCCGCUACGCAACCUCAGCCGAUGAGGAGGGCUCAUUCCUGAAAUCACUUACUUUUGCUAUCGCCAUGUCUUUCCAUUCGAUUCUCGAGGGUUUUGCACUUGGCGUGCAGGACACUCCGACGCGUAUCGUCUCCCUUUUCCUCUCGCUCUUCAUCCACAAAGGCAUCGAGGCAUUCAGCGUCGGGUUGCAGAUAGUCAAGGGCAAUCGGACGCGCGUAAAGGUGGUCAUCUGCACGGUGUUCAUCUACGCGCUCAUGACACCGAUUGGCAGCGCGCUUGGCACGUGGCUAGAGGCGGCCAACAUCGAUCCUAUCCAUAAAGAGUCUGCCGUUGUCGUCCUUGAAAGCUUAGCCGCUGGCACGUUCAUCUAUGUCACUUUUCUAGAGGUGCUGGCCUCCGAAAAAGAAAACGAGCACGACUCGCUGCUCCAAUUGCUGGCCAUCUUCCUCGGCUUUGUCCUUAUUACGGUGUUACAGGUUGUGAUGGGCCACGGCCACGGUGGUGAAGAAGGGCAU